GUGCGGUUGCUCGCGCACUACGCCGGCGAGCCGCGGGCGGCGGCGGCGGCUGGGAGUACGGGAGACGCCGGAAUACUAGCCUCGCAUCCUCCUCCCUCGAGUUCGCUGCGGGACCGCGCCAUCCUCGUCGGAGCCCCGGGCCCAGGGGACACGAGCUUCUCCGCCCUCUUGUCCUUCGGUCAGCACCGACGCCGCCGUCUCGCUCGCUCGCUCGAUCGAGCCGUUGCUUGUGGCCGGAGGAAAGGCCUCAACAGUCAAUAUGGCUGGCUCAUUCAUUACUGGGGCUUUAAUGCUUAUUCUUGGAUAUGCAUACCCAGCCUAUGAUUGCUACAAGACGGUGGAACUGAACAAGCCUGAGAUCGAGAAGUUGCGGUUCUGGUGUCAGUACUGGAUUUUACUUGCUGUUCUAACUGUUUUUGAUAGAGUUGGGGAUAAUUUUGUAUCAUGGUUGCCAAUGUACAGUGAAGCAAAGCUGGCAUUUGUCGUAUUUUUGUGGUAUCCCAAAACACUGGGGACUGCCUAUGUGUAUGAAUCAUUCUUUAAACCGUGGAUUGCAAAAUACGAAGCUGAUAUCGAUCACAAUCUGCUUGAGUUGAGGACUAGAGCUUGCGACAUGGCGGUUCUUUACUUCCAGAAGGUUUCCAACUAUGGUCAGACAAGGCUUUAUGAAAUCUUGCAAUAUGUUGCUUCACAGUCACAAACCCAAACAUCUCGCCCACAGGCACGUGAACAGCAGCAGCGCCCACCACCAGCACAGACUCGGCAAGUGAACCCUGCACCUCAGCCUGUUCCUGCACCUUCGGUGCCUCCACUGCCACCACAACCCACCCAAGCUCCUUCUGCUCCACCAAGGAACCAAACGCAGGAUACAACUCCAGUUCCUGUUCCUCCUCCUGGUGCAGAGUCUCUUGCCCAGCCACAGGCACAUGCUGGUCCUCCUCAAGCUAACGCCAGCGACGGCCCUCAGAACACUGAAGCUAUGCAGAUUGAUCCAUCUGGUCCAUCAACAAGCAACGCACGUCAGUCAUCAAUACCAGACGAAGAUACGCUCAUCCAGGAGGCUAUUCGGAUGACGAGGGGCCGGCUUAGGAGGCGCACGGCCGGGUCUGGACCUCCACCAAGUUAGAACCUACACCAAGGGUGAUCUCGACACACCAUUCGCUCUAUGCUGGGAUGAUUCUGCACCUUCGGGCGUUCAACUGAUAACAGAAGGAAAUGCUGGGUUGGUGAAAAGUGAUUCAAAUAUUUCAAAUCCUCCUGGAGUGAACGCACACAUUCCUCCUCUUGAUGUGAUGCCUGUUGCUGUCGUCUCACUACUCCCAAAUGUGCAUAAUAGAGGCAAUGAUGACACAUAUCAGUAGCUUGGCAUGUCGAAUGCAUCAAGAUGGGUCGAACUUGUCCAUGAGGAGUCAGGUCCGUCAUAUUUGAAUUUUGAAAAGUUCAACAUGCCAAAGUAUGCGUGACUGACUUGCCGAAAAUCAUCACAAAAAUCAAAUGGGUAAUUAGUAUAGUUGAUCUUGAUCCCUUUGUUUUUAA
Oryza sativa Japonica Group (Japanese rice) is the source of this 1536-nucleotide messenger RNA. RefSeq names its product putative HVA22-like protein g. NCBI's taxonomy places the organism in Eukaryota, Viridiplantae, Streptophyta, Magnoliopsida, Poales, Poaceae. The record is from RefSeq and is a predicted model, not a curated record.